UGACAUCACCCAUUGUUCAUCAUUGUAUCUCUCUUCAUACAUACAACACGUCGAGUUCCACCGCCCCAUCUCGACUCAACCGAAAGUUACGAAAGCUACUCUCGUUCAAUCUUUUCGUCCACAAACAUCUUCAAAAUGGCAGAAGCCAAGCUCCAGAAGCUAAAGGUUACCGACCUCAAGGAGAUGCUCUCCAAGGCAGGCCUCACGCAAUCUGGCAAGAAGGAGGAUCUCAUCAAGCGCCUUCUUGAUGCUGGAAUCACUGGCAACGAUCCCGAAGAGCUAGUGGACCCCGACGUCCCUGCGUUGGCCCCCGCUGUCCAGGCUCCGGCUGCCUCGGCUUCCGUUGCCCCGGCCAGUACCCUCGCGGCUGAGCCUGCAGGUUCUGCUCCUGCGGCUGCCGUUGUCCCCGCAGCUCCGCCAUCCGGAGUAUCUUCUGCCCCUGACGCUCCUCCUGCGAUUGAAGACGAGCCCAAGGAGGACGAGCUCACCGAGGAAGAGAAAAAGCAGAAGGCGCGCGCUGAACGCUUCGGCAUCCCCUGGGUGAGGCAGAAGAAGACAGCAGCAAUCCCCGCUGCCACGACGCCGCCGGGGGAGAAGCCCGCGGCCCAGCCCAAGGCCGAGCAGGAGAAGCCAGCCAAACCUGCAGCCAUCGAUGCGACGCCGCUCGGCAUCUCGCCCGAGGUUCUGGCGCGCCGCGCAGCCAAGUUUGGAUUGCCGGAGAAGAAGUCGUCACCGGUGAAGUCCCCGGCCAAGGAGGAGACGAAGGAGCUGAGCACAGAGGAGGCCGCCCGUCUUGCGGAGGAGGAGGAGAAGAAGCGGAAACGUGCCGAGAAGUUUGGAGUCGCCACGAAUGGGAGCAACGAGCCCAACGUAAAGAAGGUCAAGGUCUAGGUGAGUCAGGUAAGGAUGUGUGGGUUGCGAACGUUUGCCUGCCGAUUCUGCCAAUGAUCUGUAUGCUCGUGUUGUAGCGACGCUAGAUGCAGUGUGCUUGUG
This is a messenger RNA of Cutaneotrichosporon oleaginosum, 993 nucleotides long. RefSeq lists its product as uncharacterized. The record is from RefSeq and is a predicted model, not a curated record. Lineage: Eukaryota; Fungi; Basidiomycota; Tremellomycetes; Trichosporonales; Trichosporonaceae. Gene Ontology annotation, biological process: poly(A)+ mRNA export from nucleus. Gene Ontology annotation, cellular component: nucleus.